GCGCCGGCUCGGGCCGCUUACAUAACGGUGGGGGUGGGGCCCGCGCGUGCGUCACGCGCCAGCUCCCGGCAGCCCCCGCUGCCCCCUAUAUAACCGGCGUCCGCGCGGCCGGGCGCCCACAGUGAGCGGCCUCCCCCAACGGCGCCGGAUCUUGUUCAGGCCUUCGCCACCCGCUCUAAGUGAUCGGAGUCGCCUCGCCCACCGCCACCAUCGCCAUGCCCGGGUAUUCCAGCGACAGGGAUAGAGGGUUUGGAGCCCCUCGUUUUGGAGGAAGUAGAGGUGGACCUCUCUCUGGGAAGAAAUUUGGAAACCCUGGGGAGAAACUUACAAAAAAGAAAUGGAACUUGGAUGAGCUGCCCAAAUUUGAGAAGAACUUCUACCAAGAACAUCCGGAUGUAGUUAGACGUACUGCGCAAGAAGUUGAACAGUACAGAGCAAGCAAAGAGGUCACAGUUAGGGGCCAUAACUGUCCAAAACCAAUUAUCAACUUUUAUGAAGCAAACUUCCCUGCAAACGUUAUGGAAGUAAUUCAGAGGCAGAACUUCACUGAACCAACUGCUAUUCAAGCACAAGGUUGGCCAGUUGCACUGAGUGGAUUGGAUAUGGUUGGAGUGGCACAGACUGGAUCAGGGAAAACACUCUCUUACUUACUGCCUGCCAUUGUGCAUAUAAAUCAUCAGCCAUUCCUGGAGCGAGGAGAUGGACCUAUUUGUCUUGUGUUGGCACCAACCCGUGAACUGGCCCAACAAGUGCAGCAGGUAGCUGCAGAGUACAGCAGAGCAUGUCGUUUGAAGUCCACGUGUAUUUAUGGAGGUGCUCCAAAGGGACCACAAAUCCGUGACCUGGAAAGAGGUGUGGAAAUCUGCAUUGCAACACCUGGAAGACUUAUAGACUUCUUAGAAGCUGGAAAGACCAAUCUCAGGAGGUGUACUUACCUUGUCCUUGAUGAAGCUGACAGGAUGCUUGACAUGGGAUUUGAACCUCAGAUCAGAAAAAUUGUGGAUCAGAUAAGACCUGACAGGCAGACUCUGAUGUGGAGUGCCACAUGGCCGAAGGAAGUGAGGCAGCUGGCUGAAGAUUUCUUGAAAGAAUAUGUGCACAUCAACAUUGGUGCACUGGAACUGAGUGCAAACCACAACAUUCUUCAGAUUGUGGAUGUGUGUCACGAUGUCGAGAAAGAUGACAAGCUUAUUCGUUUGAUGGAAGAAAUCAUGAGCGAGAAGGAAAACAAAACAAUUGUUUUUGUGGAAACCAAAAGGCGUUGUGAUGAUCUCACCAGAAAAAUGAGGAGAGAUGGGUGGCCAGCGAUGGGUAUUCACGGUGAUAAAAGUCAGCAGGAGCGGGACUGGGUUCUAAAUGAAUUCAAACAUGGAAAAGCACCAAUCCUGAUUGCCACAGAUGUUGCAUCCAGAGGUCUAGAUGUGGAAGAUGUGAAAUUUGUCAUCAAUUAUGACUACCCUAACUCCUCAGAGGACUAUAUCCACCGAAUUGGACGAACUGCCCGCAGUACCAAAACAGGCACAGCAUACACAUUCUUUACUCCUAACAAUAUUAAGCAAGUAAAUGACCUCAUCUCUGUGCUUCGGGAGGCUAAUCAAGCCAUCAACCCCAAAUUGCUUCAGCUGGUUGAAGACAGAGGUUCAGGUCGUUCCCGAGGUGACCGACGUGACAGAUACUCUGCGGGCAAAAGGGGUGGAUUUAGUAGUUUUAGAGAGAGGGAGAACUUUGAGAGAACCUAUGGUGCGCUAGGCAAGAGAGACUUCGGAGCAAAAACCCAAAACGGGGCUUACAGCGCCCAGAGUUUCAGCAAUGGAACUCCCUUUGGGAACGGCUUUGCAGCUGCAGGCAUGCAGGCCGGCUUCAGGGCCGGCGGUAACCCCACAGGAGCGUACCAGAACGGCUACGAGCAGCAGUACGGCAGUAACAUUGCCAGCAUGCACAAUGGCAUGAACCAGCAGCAGUACGCCUACCCUGCCACUGGUGCCGCUCCUAUGAUAGGUUACCCCAUGCCCACAAGUUAUUCUCAAUAACUUAGUGUAUUUAAAUGUCUCAGUUUUUCAUAAUUGCUCUUUAUAUUGUGUGUUAUCAAAACAGGAUAGUUAUUUAAGAAAUGGGAAAUGCAGAAAUGACUGCAGUGCAGCAGUAAUUAUGGUGCACUUUUUCGCUAUUUAAGUUGAAUAUUUCUCUACAUUCCUGAAACAAUUUUUAGUUUUUUGUACUAGAAAAUGCAGACAGUGUUUUCAAAGUAAAUGUACAGUGAUUUGAAAUACAGUAACAGAAGGCAGUGCAUGGCCUUCCAAUAAAGAUAUUUGAAGACCGAUUUUUCUUUCAGAUGACAAUUUUCUCAACAUGUGCACAACUUUACAUUAAUGAUAUGUCAAAUGUUUUUAUAUUAAAUUCUAGAAAGGUUUCUCAACUGUGUCUGAUUAAACAUUUAAGCUUAUACAAAUACCAGCCUUGCCUUGAUUGGGCUAGAUUGCUUAGCAUGGCAGGCUCUGCUUUGAUGGGGAAGAAAAUUAAAGCUGGCUUCCAAGAAAGUAUUGGAAGCAGUGUUCUUCCUUGUCUCACUAGCAUAGGGCCAGUUCUUGGAAAAGAUCAAAACUCUGUAGUGGUGUUGCUAACGAGCUGCUACGAGCGUAGGAAGCUUCUGCAGCACCGUAACCGUCGCCUUCACACGAGCAUAUGUGCAGACCAGGCUUGAGUGUUGUGUACCCACAGCUGCAGGCGUUGUGAGUUAGCAUGCAGGCUUCUGAGCUUCAGAGAAACAGGAAGAUCUUAGUAUUAAAACUUCAAAUUAUACUUA
This is a messenger RNA of Onychostruthus taczanowskii (white-rumped snowfinch), 2803 nucleotides long. It is a transcript of the gene DDX5, whose product is annotated as DEAD-box helicase 5. NCBI's taxonomy places the organism in Eukaryota, Metazoa, Chordata, Aves, Passeriformes, Passeridae. Gene Ontology annotation, molecular function: RNA binding; RNA helicase activity; ATP binding. The record is from RefSeq and is a predicted model, not a curated record. The coding region runs from base 216 to 2030 and encodes 604 amino acids. The transcript has 13 exons. Gene Ontology annotation, cellular component: cytoplasm; ribonucleoprotein complex; nucleus. Gene Ontology annotation, biological process: alternative mRNA splicing, via spliceosome.